CCUCAGAAGAAGAGUUUAUUGGACUGAAGACUGAGUUCAAUAUAUGUAAGCAUGUCUUAAAAGAACGUUUAAAAGAGCUGCAAAAUAUUGCAGAAUCAAUGGAGAGGGAUAUAAAAGAGCUAACAAGAGAAUUUGAGAGGUCAAAGCAAGCUGCCAAAGAGCAAUUACAGGAGCUUAAUCGGCUUAGAGAUUACGUGGGAUGUUGUAAAGACGACCUCAGGGGAAACUUUGCAAUGGAUGAGCAGGCCGCAGAGAAGGAUAUAGUGGAAAUGCGAGAUUUAAACAAAAUGGAACGUCGUGAGAGUACGGGAAGCGUGCCAAUGCAUCCGCGUAAAAGCCCCUUUCUUAAAAGAGUGAGAGGUUGCUUUGGUAAAAAGUCAGGAAAGAGUAAGAGGAAACCCACAGCUGCACAGCCCAGAAAGGAAGUAGCAGGAGGUGACAACACACCCACCAUUGAUUGGCCCACAAAUUUUGAUCAUCACAGCCAGCGCAGUUCGAUUUCUGGAAUUUUUACUUUCGCACCAAAUCAUCGGAGGUCAAUAAGCCUAGGCGGCAUCCAACAUUUGGAAUUGUUUUCCGGUACCUUCGACAAGGAUGAAAGAAACAUGACAAAGGAUGAACCAAUAGACAUUGAUAGCCAGCCAAAAUCUCAAAAGAAAGAAGAAGGUUCUAGAGUGGAAUUUCAGUUCAAGGUCCGAGGAAAGCACAAUCUGAUGUAUAAGUGGUUUAAAGAUGGCAGUGAAUUACCAAGGCAAAAUAAUGACACUCUCGUCCUUGACUGUAUUAAGCUGCGUGAUUUUGGUAAAUACACGUGUGAAGUAAGCUACCAGGAUCGUUGUUGCGUACCAGUGAAAUCAAGUCCUGCUGAACUGGAUGUCAUUCCGACUGAAAGUCAAAGUAGAACAAAGCUUAAACUUUUACAAGAAGUAGACUUCGAAACCCGUGAAGAACUUGCACGUAUGCUUGAGAACGGCCUAUAUAGUCUUGGGGAUUGGAAGCAAGUUGCUGCUGAGUACGGCAUGAGAGAGAGAUAUAUAUCAGGUCUUGCCAAUUCCAAGGAACCUGGAAAAAACGUCAUAGAGUUUCUGGGUGGUUCUCAUCCAGACCUGACGGUUUACAGCUUCUGCAGGGUGCUAAAGCACCAAAAAAUAAGACGCUUAGACAUUGUAAAGCUCCUAGAAGAUCAUUUUUAACCAAGACAUAGAGAGAUUAACCCUCUGGUUCACUGCGAAUUACUUGCAAGUAAACGCUACUGAAACUCAGGCAAUGAUACUGGGGAAAUCUCGGUACCCAUACAAUCUUUUUAUUGUUGAUAAUUCCAUGCCCUGUCUCCAAACGUUUUCGAAUCAGCCAAGCGUUCAUGAUAAUGAAGCAAUUGUUUCCCAUGAUGAUCUCAAUAAGUCUUCGUUCUUAUAUCUCAGCA
Molecule: messenger RNA, 1423 nt
Organism: Stylophora pistillata
Lineage: Eukaryota; Metazoa; Cnidaria; Anthozoa; Scleractinia; Pocilloporidae
Source: RefSeq, a predicted model, not a curated record